Messenger RNA from Tripterygium wilfordii, 1922 nucleotides. Its product is annotated as cyclin-D3-1-like. Lineage: Eukaryota; Viridiplantae; Streptophyta; Magnoliopsida; Celastrales; Celastraceae. The transcript is spliced from 6 exons. Gene Ontology annotation, cellular component: cytoplasm; cyclin-dependent protein kinase holoenzyme complex; nucleus. Bases 374 to 1450 code for a protein of 358 amino acids. Gene Ontology annotation, molecular function: cyclin-dependent protein serine/threonine kinase regulator activity. The record is from RefSeq and is a predicted model, not a curated record. Gene Ontology annotation, biological process: mitotic cell cycle phase transition; regulation of cyclin-dependent protein serine/threonine kinase activity.
CUCACUCUCUCUCUUUCUAUACAAAAUCCUGUAAUUACCCUUCUUGUUUGGUGUAGAAUUUUUGCUUCUACUUCUCAUUUCAACGUGCCUCUCUGUCUCUCCUCUCUCUCUCUGCCUUUUGCUUCAUAGAUUAGCCCCUCUCAUCGGCAGUCUUUUCAGACCCUACUUGGAAGAGGGGGAGAGGGACAGAGACUGCUUCACUCGCGUUUUUUUUUUGGGGUUUUGAAUAAUUUGUUUUUCUUUUAAUCAAAAUCUGUCUUAGUCUAUAAAAUCUCAAUUUAGAACCCAGAAAAAUCAUUUCUCUAUCGCCAUUUCUUGUUUAAUCAUAAAAAAGAAAGCUUUUUUUUUUUUUCUUCUGAAGUGGGUAUUGGCGAUGGCACCAAGUUUUGACUGUUCUGCUUCGAGCCUUCUGUGUCCGGAGGAGGAUAGCAGCGUUUUUUAUGAUAACGAUUACAAUGGUGUGGCGGCGGAGUUUGAGACUAUUUCGCAGUACCAUUGGAAUCAUCGAAACAUUAAUAACAAGCUCCCCUUUGAUGGUGGAGCUGGGUUGCCAUUGCAGAGUGAAGCAUGUGUGAGUUCGAUGAUUGAAAAUGAAUGCCAGCACAUGCCCUCUGUUCAUUACUUGAGGAGGCUUCAUAAUGGGGAUUUAGACGUGGGGGCAAGAAAGGAGGCUAUUGAUUGGAUCGGAAAGGUACAAGCUCAUUAUAAUUUGGGUCCCCUAUGUGCUUAUCUUGCAAUAAAUUACUUGGACAGAUUUCUUUCUUCCUACGAAUUGCCAAAUGGCAAACCUUGGAUGAUGCAGUUAUUGGCCGUGGCAUGUUUGUCUCUCGCAGCAAAAUUGGAGGAAACGGAAGUUCCUUUAUCUCUAGAUCUACAGAUGAGUGACGCUAAAUAUAUAUUUGAGGCUAGAACAAUACAAAGAAUGGAGCUUCUGGUGCUCCACACCUUAAAGUGGAGAAUGCAAGCAGUAACUCCUUACUCUUUCAUUGACUAUUUCCUCCGCAAGAUCAAUGACGACCAAACCCAACUUAGAAUUUUAAUUUUGCGAGCAGUCCAGCUCAUAUCAUGCACAAUAAAAGGGAUUGAAUUCUUGGAAUUCAAGCCUUCUGAGGUUGCAGCAGCUGUGGCAAUUGCUGUUGGAGGAGAAAUUCUAAUAGGAGACAAUGAGAAAGCAAUUUCAGGUCUCACUCAGUACAUAGAAAAGGAGAGGGUGUUGAAGUGUGUUGAACUAAUCAUUGAGUUAUCCUUGAAUGAUGGGUUGGUUAAGGGUGCUGGGGGUUCAGUCCCAUCAGUGCCCCAAAGUCCCAUUGGGGUGCUGGAUGCUGCUACAUGCUUGAGCAAUAGAAGCGACGACACAACUGCUGGGACGUGCUUGAAUUCUUCGCAAAACAGUCCUGUUGCCAAAAGGAGGAAGCUAGACAGACCUUGUGAAUUGGAGCUGCACAAGUGACGGAAUCUCUCUUUUUUUUUUGGUCAGUCUUAAACCAAUAUGUUUGAUUUGUUCUAUAUAUCAGUUUUGGUGUCUGGGAAGGUCAUCCCUAAGACAAUCAAAACAAAACAAAAAAUCGGAAGCUGGAAAAGAAGGUAAAGAUGAUUUGUGAAUGGAGAGAAUAGAGGAGGAAAAAUGGGAUUGGAAUAUUUGUUCUUAGCAUGAAGAGAACAAUCACCAGCUGUUAAAUAUUAGACUUCUUAACAGCUUGAGAUAAGGAACAGAGAGGAGACAGAUUUGGUGAAUUGAGAAAACAGUGGGAGAGGUUUUUCUUUUUCAUUUUGAGAUACAGUUUGUUUUAUUUAAGGCCAGAGAUUUUCAUUUGAAGUGUUUGAUAAAAAAAACAGAAGUGAAAUCAUUAUGAAAUUUGUUAAUCAGUGAUUUGUUUCCUUGCUUGCUUGUUUUGGUGGAUUUGUUGCUUUCAUGGUAGCUA